CUUAGUAUGUUCUCCCUGUCACAGCGGAUGUUUGUCUCUUUCAUAUGAACUGAAUGCUAAAGUGCGAGUUAAAUCAGUGGGAAAAACAAUGGAGAAGGCAACUUGCACACGACCAUGGCCAAGAUGGAGGUGAAGACCUCACUUCUGGACAACAUGAUCGGAGUUGGAGAUAUGGUUCUUCUGGAACCUCUCAACGAGGAGACUUUCAUCAACAACCUCAAGAAGCGUUUUGACCAUAAUGAAAUCUAUACUUACAUUGGAAGUGUGGUUAUAUCUGUUAACCCGUACCGGUCCUUGCCCAUCUACUCACCAGAGAAAGUGGAAGAUUACAGGAACAGAAAUUUUUAUGAGCUGAGCCCUCACAUCUUUGCCCUGUCGGAUGAAGCUUACCGAUCCCUACGUGAUCAAGAUAAAGACCAAUGUAUUCUCAUUACUGGGGAAAGUGGAGCAGGAAAAACAGAGGCCAGCAAGCUCGUUAUGUCCUACGUGGCAGCCGUUUGUGGAAAAGGAGCCGAAGUGAACCAGGUCAAAGAACAGCUCUUGCAGUCCAACCCGGUCCUGGAAGCUUUUGGAAAUGCCAAAACUGUGAGGAAUGACAACUCCUCGAGAUUUGGCAAAUAUAUGGAUAUUGAAUUUGACUUCAAAGGGGACCCCCUGGGAGGAGUGAUAAGUAACUAUCUCUUAGAGAAAUCUCGGGUGGUUAAGCAGCCGCGAGGCGAACGCAACUUCCACGUGUUCUAUCAGCUGCUCUCCGGGGCCUCAGAGGAGCUCCUCAAUAAACUUAAACUUGAGCGGGAUUUCAGCAGAUACAACUACCUGGGCCUGGACUCGGCCAGAGUUAACGGAGUGGACGACGCAGCAAACUUCAGAACCGUUAGGAAUGCCAUGCAGAUUGUGGGUUUUAUGGAUCACGAAGCCGAGUCUGUGCUGGAGGUGGUGGCAGCGGUGUUGAAACUGGGGAACAUCGAGUUCAAGCCCGAAUCGCGCGUGAACGGUUUAGAUGAAAGCAAAAUCAAAGAUAAGAACGAGCUAAAAGAAAUUUGCGAGUUGACCAGCAUUGAUCAGUCGGUCCUAGAACGAGCAUUCAGUUUCCGAACAGUUGAGGCCAAGCAGGAGAAAGUUUCUACGACCCUGAAUGUGGCUCAGGCUUAUUACGCCCGGGAUGCACUGGCUAAAAACCUCUACAGCAGGCUGUUUUCAUGGCUGGUAAAUCGAAUCAAUGAAAGCAUCAAGGCACAGACAAAAGUGAGGAAGAAGGUCAUGGGUGUUUUGGACAUUUAUGGCUUUGAAAUUUUUGAGGAUAAUAGCUUCGAGCAGUUCAUUAUCAAUUAUUGUAAUGAGAAGCUGCAACAAAUCUUCAUCGAACUUACUCUGAAAGAAGAGCAGGAGGAGUACAUCCGGGAGGACAUAGAGUGGACUCACAUCGACUACUUCAAUAAUGCUAUCAUUUGUGACCUUAUAGAAAAUAACACAAACGGAAUCCUGGCCAUGCUGGAUGAGGAGUGCCUGAGGCCAGGCACCGUCACCGACGAGACCUUCUUGGAGAAGCUGAACCAGGUCUGCGCCACCCACCAGCACUUUGAGAGCCGGAUGAGCAAGUGCUCUCGGUUCCUCAACGACACGUCCCUGCCGCACAGCUGCUUCCGGAUCCAGCAUUACGCUGGCAAGGUGCUCUACCAGGUGGAAGGAUUUGUUGACAAGAACAAUGACCUUCUCUACCGAGACCUGUCCCAAGCCAUGUGGAAGGCCGGUCAUGCCCUCAUCAAGUCUUUGUUUCCGGAAGGGAAUCCGGCCAAGAUCAACCUGAAGAGGCCGCCUACAGCUGGCUCACAGUUCAAGGCAUCCGUGGCCACCCUGAUGAAAAACCUACAGACCAAGAACCCAAACUAUAUCAGGUGUAUCAAACCGAAUGACAAGAAGGCUGCGCACAUCUUCAGUGAGGGUCUGGUGUGUCACCAGAUCAGGUACCUGGGUCUCCUGGAGAACGUCCGGGUGCGGAGGGCGGGCUACGCCUUCAGGCAGGCCUAUGAGCCCUGCCUGGAAAGAUACAAAAUGCUGUGUAAGCAAACCUGGCCUCACUGGAAAGGCCCAGCAAGGUCUGGUGUGGAGGUUCUGUUUAAUGAGUUGGAGAUUCCAGUGGAAGAAUAUUCCUUUGGUCGAUCAAAGAUAUUCAUCCGAAACCCAAGAACGUUAUUCAAAUUAGAAGACCUGAGGAAGCAACGGCUCGAGGACCUGGCCACUCUGAUUCAGAAGAUUUAUCGGGGGUGGAAGUGCCGUACCCACUUCCUGCUCAUGAAGAGAAGCCAAAUUGUGAUUGCAGCCUGGUACCGGAGAUACGCGCAACAAAAGAGAUAUCAGCAGAUCAAGAGCUCAGCCUUGGUGAUUCAGUCUUACAUCCGGGGCUGGAAGGCUCGGAAAAUCCUGCGGGAGCUGAAGCAUCAGAAGCGCUGUCAGGAGGCAGCCACGACCAUCGCCGCCUACUGGCACGGCACCCAGGCGCGAAGGGAACUGAGGCGGCUGAAGGAGGAGGCUAGGAAUAAACAUGCUAUUGCAGUUAUUUGGGCUUGCUGGCUUGGAUCUAAGGCUCGAAGGGAAUUGAAACGCUUGAAGGAGGAGGCUAGGCGUAAGCAUGCCGUUGCUGUCAUUUGGGCUUACUGGCUUGGACUGAAGGUACGCAGGGAGUACCGGAAAUUCUUCAGAGCCAAUGCUGGAAAGAAAAUCUAUGAGUUUACGCUUCAGAGAAUUGUGCAAAAAUACUUUUUGGAAAUGAAAAGCAAGAUGCCUUCCUUAUCUCCGAUAGACAAGAAUUGGCCAUCAAGACCUUACCUCUUCUUAGAUUCUACUCACAAGGAGCUCAAAAGGAUUUUCCACUUGUGGAGGUGUAAAAAGUACAGGGACCAAUUCACAGACCAGCAGAAACUUAUUUAUGAAGAGAAACUAGAAGCCAGUGAACUCUUCAAAGACAAGAAGGCUUUAUAUCCAUCCAGUGUUGGGCAACCAUUCCAAGGGGCUUACCUAGAAAUCAACAAGAACCCCAAGUAUAAGAAACUCAAGGAUGCCAUUGAAGAAAAGAUCAUCAUUGCUGAAGUUGUGAACAAAAUCAAUCGUGCUAACGGGAAGAGUACAUCCCGGAUUUUCCUCUUAACAAAUAAUAAUCUCCUGCUUGCUGAUCAAAAGUCUGGACAAAUCAAGUCAGAGGUUCCCCUGGUGGAUGUGACCAAGGUAUCCAUGAGCUCACAAAACGAUGGCUUCUUCGCCGUCCACCUCAAAGAGGGCUCGGAGGCGGCCAGUAAAGGGGACUUCCUCUUCAGCAGUGAUCACCUGAUUGAAAUGGCCACCAAGCUCUACCGUACGACUCUCAGCCAAACCAAACAGAAGCUCAAUAUUGAAAUCUCCGAUGAGUUCCUGGUACAAUUCAGACAAGACAAAGUAUGUGUGAAGUUUAUUCAGGGCAGCCAGAAGAAUGGGAGUGUCCCCACGUGCAAGCGAAAAAACAACCGUCUCCUUGAAGUCGCUGUGCCCUAACUGGUGCCGCCUCUGUGGUUUCACGGACUUGUGUCUUUGUAAUAGUGCAAUUUAGUUUUGUUUUUGUUUGGGGUUCAUUGUAUGUUUGGGAGUCGCCAAAGGCCAACUGUUAGAGUCCUUUGGCAAAAUAAAAAUAUUUGACUAAUCAA
Molecule: messenger RNA, 3674 nt
Organism: Lepus europaeus (European hare)
Lineage: Eukaryota; Metazoa; Chordata; Mammalia; Lagomorpha; Leporidae
Gene: MYO1B
Product: myosin IB
Biological process (GO): actin filament organization; vesicle transport along actin filament
Cellular component (GO): brush border; vesicle; microvillus
Molecular function (GO): actin filament binding; ATP binding; microfilament motor activity
Source: RefSeq, a predicted model, not a curated record